AUGGGUCUCGGAUUCGACGGGACGAUUUGGCACCCGAAUCGGCCAACUUCGCUACGAUUUUCUUGGAGCAGGCGGUUUGGGAGGGGAGGUCAACAACUUGUCGGGCCAGAGCCGUCCCGUCUGCAGAGGACACGGGCGCGAAGACGUGAGAGGAAGCGGUACGACGACGACUUCGAGGAUGACGAGGAGCAGAACGAGACGCAGAACGAGGAGGAGGAGUACUACGACGAUGACUUCGAGGAGGACGAGGCAACCCCCGUCGCGGGUCGCGCGGUCGAGGGCGAGACGGAAAUCAUGCGAGCCAUCCGCGAGGAGAACGAGCGAGCGCUGCAAGCGUCUAACGACCGGUAUCGUUACGGAGACGAGAACGAUCGACCCAUCGGCGGGUUCGACGACAGGGCGUUCGACUUCAACUCGCACGCGAGGGACGCAGUCCCGGAGCGCAAGGUCAAGUCCUUCCCCGGCAAGGGCGCGAGGGCAUCAUCGAUGACGCUCACCGACCAACAGAUCCGCGCAGCGCGAGAGCGAGUGCGGCGAUGGGACAUGGUCGUCCGCGCGCGCCACGUCCGCAUGACCGCCGCCGACGCAUCGUGCGGCACCGACGCCAUCGUCGACCGCGCGCCCAAAACCGACACGCAGCUCUUCCUCGCGGGGUUGGGGCCCUUUGCCAAAUCCACGUUUGCGACGUGUCAGACUCGCGGCGAAGAUUCGACGAGGGACGCGGACUCGCAGACGGAGGGCCCCACGGACGGUGCGUCGCACAGCUGUGUCGCGACGCAGUGCCCGGAGGAUUUGGUGGCGAGUCGCGACGUUCUGGAGCUCGCGUCGAUGGGCGGAUCGUCCGCCAGGGUGGCGAGGGCGGCGGCGGCGAAUCGCGCGGCUCGGUGGGCGAGGGCGUCGGGUGACUUGCAGCACUCGAAGAAUAAGCGCCUGGGCGGUUUCAUCCAGCGCGUCGGGGCGGUGGUGGACGUUUUGCUGCGCGAACGACCGCCGCCGAGGGGGCACGUCCCGGACGUGAUGCGAAUCGGCGGUACCUCAGGGAGUUUAAAGCCCCACGCACGGGCCAGUCAACACGGCUCGCUCACCGAGACGUACGCCGCUUUUCACCACCCGGCGCUCACGACGGGCCGCAGAGUCACGGAUGCGUCGUUCGCGCCGGGACCUCGGGGCGCGCGAACCCUCGCGAUCGCGUACGCACCGUCGGAUCUUCACGCGCGAGGCGCGGCGGGACGGGGUUUGGUUCUCGUGUGGGACGUGGGCGCCGCCAGCUGUGUCGCGUCGAGGGCGUUGACGUGCGAGAGCGUCCCGACGAGGGUUGUUUGGGGACCGGGAGACUCGCACCACCUCGUCGUCGCGGGGACGGAGGAGGGCGGCGUGUGCGUGUGGGACCUGCGCGAGCCCCCGGAGGUUCACGCGGAGUCGGCAGAGUCGGGUGACGUCCCAGCCGGGGCGCUGGCGGACGGGGAGUGCCUGCGCCGGCCCUCGUACGGCACCGAGGGCUUCGGACAAUUGGACGCUGGACGAUUGGAUUUUGACGAUUGGGAGGAUACGCCGGGUUCGAUCGUCGCCCUGGGCGUCGCCCUCGACGGCGCCUCGACGACCGCUCACCCCGUCCCCGCGCCAGUCACGCCGGGUAGAGAGCCGGGGCGGGAGGGAGACGACCACGACGGCCGCGCACGGCGUGACCCGGCGGCGGCGGCGGCGGCGAGCGGGGCGUCCUUGGCCGUAUCGACGUCUGAUUUUUACGUCGUCGCGCUCGACUGCUGGGGCAAAGUCUCGUCGUUCAAAGUGUCGGAGCUGUCCAGGCGCGAGGCCUUGGACGCGUCCAUCGCGGAUGUGGGACUGAGGUUCGGGUCCCGCGUGAGGGCCGCGCGAAACGCCCGGUCGAUCCCGUACGGUGCCGCCGGGGAUGGAACGCCCACCGGGUCUCGUGGGUCGGGUUGCGCGAGGGCGAUGGCGGUGACAAACCGCGCGGGUGUCGCGGCGGAAUUCUACGUCGCCGGCGAGGACGGCAGGGUACUCCGAGGCGCGAGAUACGGCGCGCCGUCGCCGCCGAAGGCGUUCGUGCCGUGCGAUCCCCUCGACGCGGGCCAUGCCGCGGCGCACGCGCCGAACGAGGCGGUGGUGUCGCUCGAUUUUAACCCCCACUUUCCGAACGUUUUUCUUGCCGCGUACGAAGGUGGCUCGGUGGCGAUGUACUCGACGGCGAGCUCCCUCGCGUCGCGGAGGUGGGACGGGGUCACGGCCGCGAGGGUCAUCACCGCGAGGUGGUCGCCCGCGAGGCCGUCGGCGUUCUUCGUGCUCGACGACGAGUGUUGCGUUCACGCGUAUGAUUUGCUGUCGGAUGACGCGUCGCGCUCGGUCAAGUCUGAACGGUUCGGGAAGAGGGAGAAGAUCACGAGCUUGAAGCUCGCGAAGCUCGGGGAUCAGGCGUGGGACGCCCCGGGACAGUGCCUCGCGUCCAUGGCGUACGAUGACGGCAGGACUGACGUGCACGUCGUGUCGCGGGAGCUAUCUUCGAUCACCGCGCGCGAGAUGGACCAGUUGAGGUCAUUGAUCAUUUGA
This is a messenger RNA of Micromonas commoda, 2565 nucleotides long. RefSeq lists its product with no specific name. Lineage: Eukaryota; Viridiplantae; Chlorophyta; Mamiellophyceae; Mamiellales; Mamiellaceae. Gene Ontology annotation, cellular component: cytoplasmic dynein complex. The record is from RefSeq and is a predicted model, not a curated record. The coding region runs from base 1 to 2565 and encodes 854 amino acids. The transcript is spliced from 2 exons. Gene Ontology annotation, biological process: intraciliary transport. Gene Ontology annotation, molecular function: dynein heavy chain binding; dynein light chain binding.